UAGAAGUCGUUGUUUUGGUCUUAAAUUGUGCCAAAAAUAAAGUAGCGUAGCAGAAGGAGUUGUGGCAUUAAACGGGGUUCACCGCGGACCACAACGCAAAGAUGGGAGACUUCGGAGUAUAUGCGGUUUUUGGAGUAAACGGUCCGCCUCAAAGGCUGCUGAGUGCUGAAGGUUCGUGCAGGGUGUCUGUUGCCGUUCCCCCGAGUGUCCGCCAGGUGGUGCUGUUCAGCAGCGGGCCGUGGGGAGAGCGGAUCUGCGUUAACGCAGAGCUCAACGACGCGGACCGUUUCCCCAUCACGAUCGGGAAACUGACUCCGUAUAACAAGUGUCUGUCAUGGGAGCAGUGGGAAGAGGAGACCUGGACAGACGGCGUCACACUGAGCGUCACUCUGGAGGGAGGAAACCUGGUAAAAGCAGAUUGGUCAAAGCCAGAGCUCCUGUCUGUGAAGGAAUACACACCAAAGGACACCGUGGCUCCGCUGGCGGCCCGCGAGCUCAAAGGCAAGAGGAAGAGAGAGCGAGUGUCGGAGGAAGACGGCGACGGGGAUACGACGACUGCUCGCGGCGAGGAAGAAGAGAACGUGUGUCCCAAUGCCACUGCGGAGAAGACCACGCCGGUGAGAAACGCCAGAGGUCAAACCAGGGGGGGCCAGAAGCUGUUCAGUGCUGGAGCAGAUGCAACAAGGAUGAAGGGAACAGCUAAUGGAGCAGGAGAGGCGCAGGGGAUUGUGGGAAGAACGCCUCCUCAGAGUGCAGCCAGGACGAAGAGUAGGCAGACCAAGACUCCCACACAGACCGCCCCAUUGGUCAGCCCGUCGGGUCGCUGGGGUCAGACUCUGUGUCCCAUCGAUGCUCAGACGGCUAUUCUGAUUGGAGGGCAGGGAUCCAGGAUGCAGUUCUGCAAAGACCCCAUGUGGAAGCUCUGCACAGAGGACAUGUCCUGGUUUGCGGCGGAGACUCUGGCAGAGGGCCCGACGCCCGAGGCCCGGAUCGGACACACGGCCGCGUACGACCCGGACUCCAGGCGGAUCUUCGUAUUGGGAGGCUCAAAGAACAAGAAGUGGUUCAACGACGUUCACAUCCUCGACACACAGAGCUGGAAGUGGACCAUGGUGGAGGCCCAAGGAAAUGUUCCUCCUCUGGCCUACCACAGCUGCAGUAUGUUUCGCGGUGAGCUGUUUGUGCUCGGAGGCGUGUUUCCUCGUCCGAACCCGGAGCCCGACGGCUGCAGUGACUCGCUGUAUAUCUUCGACCCCAACCUCUCCAUCUGGUACCAGCCGAUUGUAACUGGCGACACGCCCUCCCCCCGCUCAGGCCACUCUGCAUGUGUGAUGCAGGAGAGGAAGAUCUAUGUAUUUGGUGGGUGGGACACUCCCGUCUGCUACAAUGACAUGUACAUGUUGGACCUCGGUCUGAUGGAGUUUUCUGCUGUGAAAACAACUGGAAAAGCCCCCUCCCCUCGAAGCUGGCACGGCAGUGCUGUGCUCUCAGACACAAAGUUCCUGAUCCACGGAGGCUACAACGGAAACAACGCUCUCAGUGACACCUUCAUCUUUGACAUCGACACCAACAUCUGGACAGAGGUGACGCUUCCCCAGCUGUCCGUCCCCAGGGCGGGGCACGCCAUCAUCACCAUGGACACGGCCAACAACCACCGUUUCUCGGGGGACAAUGAAGACGCCGGUUUGGACGCCGGCUCCGUCACAAGAACCCUGCUGGUGUUCGGAGGCGGAGACAACGAGGGCAACUUCUUCUCCGACCUGACGACUGUCGCCGUGGAGGAUCUGCUCGGUGCUAUUUAAAGAGCGUGAGUCAGAGGUGAACCCUCACUCCCCCCCCCGACUGGAUGUGAAGCUCCUUUAACACCACAGAUCCUUUAUUAUUUAUAUUCCCACAGCGUGUCUUUGUUCUCUUUUAUUUCUAUUUUUUUUUUUUUUUAAAGAUGUUGGUUUUGGAAAGUGUACAGUUUGGGCAUUUCUUCUAUGCAGAUCUGAAAAUGAAACAUCUCCUCGUGGUGCAUAACAGGAAUAAUGGAGGUACUUUUUUUAGCAAACUUCAAAGAAAGGUGGUUCCUCUCUCUCUCUCUCCCUGUGGUUCCAUAUUAAUAAGAACAAUGAUCUUGGUAUAAAUCAUCAAACAUUCAGAUUAUUCUAGUCAUAAAGGUCACUACUGAUUUAUUUAUGUACAUAGUAUAAAGUCAGUUAAAAUGUAUAUGUUUUAUUUUUAUUACACUGAUCUGUAAUUGGGGCUUUUAGAAGCGCUGAUAUUUGGAAUAUGUCACCUUUGGAAAGCUGCAGGUGCAUUAACUCAAAAUCACGUUAUUGUCGUAAUUUCCAAAAUCCCAACUCCUCUUCCCAUGCUGGUCAUUUGCACUUUGU
Molecule: messenger RNA, 2378 nt
Organism: Anarrhichthys ocellatus (wolf-eel)
Lineage: Eukaryota; Metazoa; Chordata; Actinopteri; Perciformes; Anarhichadidae
Gene: krcp
Product: kelch repeat-containing protein
Exons: 13
Coding region: 102-1802 (566 amino acids)
Molecular function (GO): protein binding
Source: RefSeq, a predicted model, not a curated record